AUGGAGAAAACUUACUAUGACAACCACGGCUACCUGGAACGUGAACCUGAACCUGAGCCUGAGCCUGAGCCUGAACCUGAACCUGAACCUGAACCUGAACCUGAACCUGAACCCGAAACCGCUGCUCCUGAAGCAACACCUCUACCUUACCCGAUUCCUUUCUCCACUUCAAUGCCAGGUGGGAUGAAUCCAUCCAAGGUGAUCACUGUGUCAGGCACUGUGCUCCCCAAUGCUGAGAGUUUUGAAAUCAACCUGCGUGCUGGGACUGACAUCGCCUUUCACUUCAGCCCUCGAUUCAGUGAAAGAUGUGUGGUCCGAAACUCUCUGAUCAAGGGCUCCUGGGGGCCAGAGGAGCGAAGGCUGUCUGGGGACAUGCCCUUUGUCCCAGGACAGAGCUUCACGGUGCAAAUCAUAUGUGAAGGCCGCUGCUACAGGGUGGCUGUGGAUGACCAGCCCCUGCUGAUAUACACCCACCGCCUGAAGUACCUGCCAGCCAUCGAUCACCUGGAAGUAACCGGCGAUAUUGAGCUUACAGAUGUGCAGUGCUAGCUGGGCUCCAGAGCCCAGUGAAGAGCUGGGGACAUGGCUGUCUGUGUCUUCUCCCUGUCCUCUGCCCUCCUCCCCCCACCUUCUGAGCCCUGCCAUCCUAGCAGGUGGUGCCCUGAGGAUUUCCCACCCAGGGGAGCCUCCAGGUCAUUCCUCCUGGCAGUGAGGGAGGACUGAGCCUUCCACGCAUCAUCCCAGGCCCAUACCGCAUAAGGCCCUCAAACACCUUCCUGUCCUCUGUGCA
This is a messenger RNA of Octodon degus (degu), 790 nucleotides long. RefSeq names its product galectin-5-like. Gene Ontology annotation, cellular component: cytosol; nucleus. Lineage: Eukaryota; Metazoa; Chordata; Mammalia; Rodentia; Octodontidae. Gene Ontology annotation, molecular function: galactoside binding; carbohydrate binding. The coding region runs from base 1 to 549 and encodes 182 amino acids. The record is from RefSeq and is a predicted model, not a curated record. Gene Ontology annotation, biological process: negative regulation of type II interferon production; positive regulation of gene expression; negative regulation of CD4-positive, alpha-beta T cell proliferation. The transcript is spliced from 6 exons.